CUGUUAUCUGUAGUUCGCCUUUGUGCUGCUAACACGAGAAUGGAAGUUAUUGCCAUGUAGCAUUGUGCUAGCUAGUGCGUUACGUCUAAACACGCUUUUCCAUCUAGUUUUUCGUUUGUUUGUUUUUUUUUUGCAGUGUAAAGUCUGUUUUUAAAAUGUUGAGUUCUACAUGGAAUUUCAUCAAACGCCAUAGGAGGAAAUUCAUCUUCGCUGGGGUUUUUGUCGGAGGUGUCUAUCUACUUAGUAAGUAUGCGCAAAGAAAAAUUCAGGAGAUGCAGGAGCGAGAGGCAGCCGAAUACAUCGCUCAGGCUCGGAGACAGUUUCAUUUUGAAAGCAACCAGAGGACAUGCAACAUGACAGUGUUAUCAAUGCUCCCCACUCUUCGAGAGGCAAUCAUACAUCACCUGAACUCAGAGAGCCUCACCGCUUUGCUGAAGACUAAGCCAGCUAAUAAACUUGAAAUCUGGGAGGAUCUAAAGAUUAUUAGUUUUACCCGCAGCGUUGUGGCGGUUUACAGCACUUGCAUGCUGGUGGUGCUACUCCGAGUUCAGCUCAACAUAAUUGGUGGCUACUUGUACCUGGACAACUCUGUGACAAAGAAUGGAACGACCCCCUUGGCCCCUCCUGAUGUCCAACAACAAUAUCUGUCAAGUAUCCAACACCUUCUUGGAGUAGGGCUCAUUGAACUGAUAACCGUGGUGAAGAAAGCUGUUCAGGAAGUUCUUGGACCGGUGUCUCUGAAGCAGAGUUUGUCCCUUCAAGAGUUGGAGCAACAGUUAAGUCAGAUCAGACAGUUAGUGGAGGAGGGCUGUGCUUCCUCUAAACACAAAAGUCUUUCUUGGUACAUGAUGCCUGAAGAAGAGAACACACUAGCCUCGCAGGCUUGUGGUCUCACAGAGAAUGAUGUCACAACAAUAAAGCUGCUAAAUGAAACCAGAGAUAUGCUUGAAAGUCCAGACUUCACUACUGUACUCCGUACUUGCUUGAGCCGAGGCUUUAUCCGAUUCCUAGACAACAUGUCAGAGUUUUUCCGACCCCCACAGGAAGACUCCAACACCUCCAGCACACCUGACCGGUUAUCACAUGUAAGCCUCCCACUAGCCAAAAUCAUUCCCAUCAUCAACGGACAGAUACAUUCAAUAUGCAGCGAAAUACCCAGUCACUUUGUCCAGGAUCUCUUAUUGAUAGACCAGGUGAAAGAGUUUGCCGCCAACGUGUACGAAACGUUCAGCACGCCUCAGGAACUUCAGAAGUGAGCACAGGACUGAGAUUCCUUACAAAUCUACUUUAAAGAAACUUUCAUGCUGUACAGCACUGAAAUGUACAGCACCCUAAAAUCGACCCGGGGGAAACUGUUCUGAGAGCCGAGUGUGUAUCGGUGUUCAGGUCCUCUGUUGUUAGCAGGUGUUCAGUAUGGGCUAGCUUCUCAUGACCUGCUAGCUGUCCUUUCUGUAUGUUGUGACCCCCUUACCUUAUUCCCAGCCAGGCAUGCCAAGGUUUUUACAUGCUCUUAUAAACUAGUGCAUCUUAUUUAUUUAUUUUAAUUCCUGUAGCAUAGCAAUCUCCUUAUAUAACUGCCACGACAUGGCUAGCAUAAAAGAUUAUAUAUAUAUGACUUAUUCACAUCUGCAGUAUGGACUUAUAAGGGUGAAUAGCAGAAAGGAUAUCUCUGAAUCUGAUGUUGCAGCUGCUGGACAUUUUCCAGGACCAAAUCACAUUUAUGCUCCCCUCCAGGACAGUAGCAUUGCAUGAUCAUUGCACUGCUACUGUUAUAAAAAAAGAAAAACAUAUUUAGAGGUAUUUUCAUUUAUAUUUACUUGGUUCUACUAAUUAAUGAGAAUAGCUGUAGAACUGUCGUUUUUGUUUUGCAAACUCUACAGGUUGUAGUAUGCCCCUUUUUUGUAAAAUGACCUGUGAAUGUAAAUAAAUGAUGUGAGUAAUAAUGCUAUUAAUUAAAAUGGUGCAUUAUUUAAUUAGGAAACAA
This is a messenger RNA of Carassius carassius (crucian carp), 1984 nucleotides long. RefSeq names its product peroxisomal biogenesis factor 3 (gene pex3). Gene Ontology annotation, molecular function: protein-macromolecule adaptor activity. The coding region runs from base 156 to 1256 and encodes 366 amino acids. Gene Ontology annotation, biological process: protein import into peroxisome membrane. Gene Ontology annotation, cellular component: peroxisomal membrane. The record is from RefSeq and is a predicted model, not a curated record. The transcript is spliced from 12 exons. Lineage: Eukaryota; Metazoa; Chordata; Actinopteri; Cypriniformes; Cyprinidae.